Messenger RNA from Puntigrus tetrazona (Sumatra barb), 2405 nucleotides. Its product is annotated as trace amine-associated receptor 13c-like. NCBI's taxonomy places the organism in Eukaryota, Metazoa, Chordata, Actinopteri, Cypriniformes, Cyprinidae. The transcript has 3 exons. Gene Ontology annotation, biological process: G protein-coupled receptor signaling pathway. Bases 505 to 1593 code for a protein of 362 amino acids. Gene Ontology annotation, molecular function: G protein-coupled receptor activity. Gene Ontology annotation, cellular component: membrane. The record is from RefSeq and is a predicted model, not a curated record.
AGAGAGAGAGAGAGAGAGAGAGAGAGUUUUAGACAGACUAGGUCAACAAGGAGUGAGAAGCUGCAAUAUAUAGAGUGGGAGGAAAACAUGGACAGCGAGACAAAGGAGGGGAUGUAAGAAAAUUGGGGGAGGACAGAGCUCUGAUAGAGAUCAUUUCAAAAGCUACAAAUAGAGGUGAUCUUGCUCUUCCAUGUUUGUGUGAGAGAGUUGCCUGUUUUCUAAUGGGAGACUUAUUAAUCUAGAAUCAAAUCGGACUUUAUUGUAGAUCCUGACUGGAAAAAGAAGCAAGAAGACGCUUGACAGUGGGUAUUAUCUUGUUCUUUUGCUGCUCAAGACAGUUUUCAGGAAUAGAACAUACAGGGUUGCUAUCCACGGCUAACAAAAGAAGCACCCAACUUGACUUCUUUACAUAUCACUGCCUGACAGAGGCAUGAAGAUUGUUCUAAGGCUUCACUAUUGGCCAUCUUUAGUGUACUCGGAUAACCAGGACCUCAGCUUGGGAUAAUGGAGAUAGCUAAUCAAACAACAAGUGAAUCUCUAGGUGCAGGACAAACGCUGGCACCUCUUUGCACAGUCCGCUGCUGUGGACUACUAAACCGAACACUGGCAGUCAUGUUCAUGGUUAGCCUGGCCUUUGCCAUUGUGGUGGGAAAUGUGGUGACGCUUACGGUUUUCAUGCAGACCCGGCAUUCUCGAACACCGCAGGGCUACCUCAAAGUGUCUCUGGCCUUCGCUGACAUGAUGGUUGGAGUCUUGGUGGUGCCAUUUUCUGUAUACACUGAAAUCUCUCUGAUGGUGACCAGCACUCCACCGCUGUGGUACCAGGGCAUUUCAACAGCCUCACUGGAGGGUGGAUCAGGACCUUGGCAACCCUGCAUGCUGAUAGGUCCAGUUUUCGCUGGAUGCACUUUUGUCUCAAUUAGUACCAUCUUUCUGAUGACAGUGGAGCGCAGCGUGGCAAUCCUGCGUCCACUGCAUAAAGACACUCUUGUGACAAGGCAUCGCACCCUGUUCCUAAUUCUCUUGUCCUGGGCUGGCAGCUUCUUACUGGCGAUGGCUCCACUCAUGUUAAGCAACAGCUUCACGCUAGAGUACAAUGAAUGCAGCCGCAUGUGCAACUACGCACCCUUACUGAUCGGACAUCAGUUGCCUCCAGAUGCAAACAUCCUUCUGCUUUUUCCAGCCUUUGACUUCAGUUUACUAGGAGGGACAUUAGCCGUCAAUAUCCUGUCCUUCACCAGUAUCCGCCGAUACUCCCGUAAACGGAAGCUGCUCUCCGAGGGAAGUCUUGGUACAGAUGCGGGAGCCGGCGGGUGUCCCCACAGACCCUCUUUUUCUGAUAUCAAAGCAGCUAAAACCAUUGGAAUCCUCACCUUUGCCUUCACAGCCUCGUUCUCUCCUAUCGCAGUAUUUGUGCUGGGAAACGUAGUGGGAUACACCUGGUGCAACUUCUCCUUUUUUGCAUUUUGGAUCCUGACAAGCAAUAGCUGCUGCAAUGUGAUUAUUUAUAGCGUGCGAGACCACCGUUUUAGGAAAGGGCUGACUCUGCUCUUUCAGCGGGAUAGAGCGCAACCUCACCCAGAGAAAAGCUGAGAUUUUUUGGACAGGACCUGGACAAAGGCUGGCGCUGACUUACCUACAAUCACUUUCGCCUUGAGAGAUUAAGAAUUUGCUUUUCGGGACCUCUUUCGCAAACGGAUCAGGGACGACAAUAAACAUCAUUCCAGGAACUGUGGCAGUUGUCAUUAUGUUUUACGGAGAAUUACGGUCUUUAUUAGCUUAUCCCUGCAGUUAUUUAUUUUUUAUAUAUACAAAAUACAGACACAUGCCUUAUUGAUUAUUUACUGUAUUGCAUAUUCAGCAUAAAUCUGUAAAAUAUGUACCUGAGACAUUUUUGAAUGCAAUUUAUAAAAACUAAUUACAUUUUUAAAGAGGUCUAUUUGUACCUAAUCUGGCUCAAACAAAAAAACAAGGUAGGUGCAACUAAGUAAGUCCCCUUAAACAAAUCACAUGAUCGUCCCAUGUGCAAUCACAUGUUCAAAUCACAAGUGAAAUGUGGUUUUGGAAUGUUUUUAUGUUGUGAAUGUGUGAAACACGUGAUCACAUAUGCGGACGUGUUUAGCAUUUCGAUUUUUAGGAUAGAUUUGAAAUAUACUUCCUUUUGUUUAUAAAAAAAAAAAAAAAAACAAUAUUAUAGAUUCUUCUUUCCAUUUUUAGAUUUCCUUUAAUAAUAGAAAAUUAUUAGAAAAAUAAAAUAAUUAUUAAGUGGGAAAAAAAAAACAGUAUGUAUGUAGAUAACCUUUGUAACAACUAGCGGACACCCUCAACACUGUGAAGUACAUAAUCAGUGCUAUAUUAUUGAUAGAAUGAGACUUCAGAAUUUUUAAUAAACAUUUUGAAGCAAA